GUCAAUAUCCAUAUGUCUCCGUAAGUAAAUGACAAAUCGAUCUUAGAUCUUAGGCUGCGCGAAUCUACAACAGUUGAUCUCGAGCUCUGUUGACAUUUGACUGAACAUACGGAUUUUUUUUGGGGAAUUACAGAUUGAGAAUGGCCUCUGGAAUGUUGCUGGACGAGACUCCUCUGUUUGAUCCUUCUCUGCUUCAAGAGCUGGACUGGAGCAGCAACACUGUCUCCUUCUCACCUGCCAUUUCUCCCUCUCAGCCUGGAGAAGGUCUGGUCCUCCGUCCUCUGUGUACUGCUGACCUAGACAGAGGCUUCUAUAAGGUCUUAUCACAGCUAACAGUGGCUGGGGAUGUCACAGAAGAACAGUUCAAAGCAAAUUUUGAACAUAUGAAAAAAUCUGGAGACUAUUAUGUCAUAGUGGUGGAAGACACAAAUCUUGGACAGAUUGUUGCCACAGCAACACUCAUCAUAGAGCACAAAUUUAUCCAUGCUUGUGCAAAGAGGGGGCGUGUGGAAGAAGUGGUUGUGAGUGAUGUAUGCAGAGGAAAACAGCUGGGAAAACUGUUGGUAUCAACAUUGACUCUCCUCAGCAAAAAAUUGCAAUGCUACAAAAUAACGCUGGAGUGUGCGCCGAAAAAUGUGGAGUUUUAUAAGAAGUUUGGCUACUCCGCUUCAGAUGAGACUUACAUGCAGCGCCGGUUCUUUGACUAAAUCCAAAAGAAUCUUGAACAUCAUAGAAUGUUUGCUUUAGAACUCUUAAUCUGUUCUAUUUUCUGAGAUUAGACUACCUCGAACUUGCACCUUUUUUAGCUAGCAAAAAAAAGAAAAACUUGGUAAAUUGGUGACAAGUUUUGUCACAAUAUCAAAAUAUUCUGAAAUAAUGCAUUUUGAAUUCGCUACAACACAGAACAAUGUGCAUAUUCAAGAACGUUACUAAAUGUACGCAGCCAACAUCAAGCACUUGCUUUGAAAGUUAUUCAGUUGUCUGUUUAAAAUGUGUUUCACUUCACAUAACUUGCUAUAGAAACAGAAAUCAUGUCUGAUCACAUAUAGAAUUCACAAUAAGUAACACUGUGGCCUGUCUUAAGAGAAAAGCAAAACAUUUUGUUUUAUAGAAGGGCUUUCAUACUUGAAUGUUUUCUAAUGUAAAGAUUUAUAUAUGUAAAUUGUUUUUGAAGAGGGAAAACAAACCGUUUCGAACCCAUUUAGUUUCCAAAUAUUCUUUUU
This is a messenger RNA of Carassius carassius (crucian carp), 1223 nucleotides long. Its product is annotated as glucosamine 6-phosphate N-acetyltransferase-like. Bases 141 to 707 code for a protein of 188 amino acids. The record is from RefSeq and is a predicted model, not a curated record. NCBI's taxonomy places the organism in Eukaryota, Metazoa, Chordata, Actinopteri, Cypriniformes, Cyprinidae. The transcript has 6 exons. Gene Ontology annotation, biological process: UDP-N-acetylglucosamine biosynthetic process. Gene Ontology annotation, molecular function: monosaccharide binding; glucosamine 6-phosphate N-acetyltransferase activity. Gene Ontology annotation, cellular component: endoplasmic reticulum; Golgi apparatus; endoplasmic reticulum-Golgi intermediate compartment.